This is a messenger RNA of Nomia melanderi (Alkali bee), 1675 nucleotides long. RefSeq names its product very long chain fatty acid elongase 4. Gene Ontology annotation, molecular function: fatty acid elongase activity. The record is from RefSeq and is a predicted model, not a curated record. NCBI's taxonomy places the organism in Eukaryota, Metazoa, Arthropoda, Insecta, Hymenoptera, Halictidae. Gene Ontology annotation, cellular component: endoplasmic reticulum membrane. Gene Ontology annotation, biological process: very long-chain fatty acid biosynthetic process; fatty acid elongation, monounsaturated fatty acid; fatty acid elongation, saturated fatty acid.
UUCGGCCCCGUUUCCCCGAACGCUCACCUGAACGCACACAACGCGCUGCCCACCACCUGAGCAGGCCGACAAACGGAUACCACCCGAAACCGUCCGUCCGUCCGCUCGUCCGUCCGGCCAUUCGCUUGUCCGACCGUUCGUCCGCCGCUUACCUGGGACGCACACCUUCGGACGAAAGUUAUAAAGCGGACCGGCGAGGCGGGCGCGAAGCGCUGCCACUUUGCUCAUCGACCUCGACGUAUCGCGAUCCGAACCGUACGCGGCCCACGAUUUUUCCGGCCGACGACGAGUGAGUGAGCCCCGCGCCAGCUGGACCGAACGGCACACUGCUGCACACGGGAGGAUCCUCGAGAGAUCACACACGCCGCUGGUGUGCGCGUCACCUGACCGGGGUCUCACCUUGAUCGCCGCGAAUCACUGCCAGCGCACCGGUGUCAUGUACCUCUGACGCACGCCGGACGCCCGCGAGCUCAGGACACAGGUGCACGCGACCCGCUCUUCGCUCUUACCUUUACCCUCCGCGAGAACGACGCGUCAGAGAUAAUCGCCAGGCUGAACAUCACGGAGUACGCUGAACCGAUCAGGCAAUGGCGAACAUACUCAAUUCCACGGCGACUUUGAUAAACGAUGCUUACGACUACUACCUCUGGACCCUAUCCCUUGCCGACGAGCGAACGAGAGGAUGGCUCCUGGUCGACUCGCCGAAGCCUACUUUGAUCUACACGAUGCUGUAUCUGCUGAUCGUGUGGGCCGGGCCAAAGAUCAUGAGAAAUCGGAAGGCCUUCAAGCUGACCUGGGCCCUGGUGCCCUAUAAUCUCGCGAUGGCCUGUCUGAACGCGUACAUCGCCAUUCAGUUGUUCGUCGCGUCCACCAGGUUACAUUACAGCUACGUCUGCCAGCCGAUCAGACAUGUGACGCGUCCAGACGAGUUACAGAUCGCUCAUGCAGUUUGGUGGUACUACUUCAGCAAACUCCUCGAGUUCUGUGAUACGUUCUUCUUCAUCCUGCGGAAGAAGGACAAUCAACUGAGCUUCCUUCACGUCUACCACCACUCCACCAUGUUCUCGCUGUGGUGGAUCGGUAUCAAAUGGGUACCAAGUGGAUCUACCUUCCUGCCAGCGAUGGUGAACAGCUUCAUCCACGUCCUCAUGUACUCGUAUUACGGGCUGGCCGCGCUCGGCCCGACCGUCGCCAAAUAUCUCUGGUGGAAGAAGUACUUGACGAUCCUCCAGCUGAUACAGUUCACCACCGCGUUGAUCCUCGGGAUCAACGGGAUCCGAUCAGGUUGCGACUUCCCGCUCUGGAUGCAGUACGCGCUUGUCAUCUACAUGAUCUCGUUCAUCGUGCUGUUCGGGAACUUCUACGCGAAAGCGUACAUCGCGAAGGGCAAGCAAGCGUACGCUGAGAGGCAGCUGGAGAAGAUGAAGGCGAUGUCGAAAACGGAAGUGAUCGAGGGCUCGACGUGCAACGGUACCCUCGGCCACUCGAACGGGUACGCGAACGGUGUGGCGAAAAAGACUCAAUAGACGUCCGUGAACUCUUCCUAAAGUUUAGCGUGUCCGUCGUCGGCCAUGCAAUGGCGGCAGGAAAGAAUAGAAUAAAGAAAGAAAGAAAGAACGAACGAAAGAAAGAAACCGACAGACGAACGAAAAUAAGAAGAAAAAAAAAGAAAGAA